AUGACGCGGGAUGCUUUGCUUCAAUCGCCACCUCUAACCCGGCCUCCACCUCGCGAGAGGCGCAGGGUCGGCGAGGUAGCAGGCGGCGCCGCGGCUGAGUGUGCGGCGGUGUGCUGCUGCUGCCCAUGCAGCGUGAUGAAUUUGCUGAUACUGACGGUGUACAAGGUCCCGAAAGGGAUUUGCAGGAAGGCCUUGGCCCACAGGAAGAAUAAGCGGCGGUGCUUGGCGGCCCAGAAAAAGGCAUUGUUGCAGCCCAGGCCCAAUGGGCUCGCCGGCGGCGGGCUUUAUAGCGACGACGACGAAUUAUUCAGGAGAGCGAGCAGUUACAGCGACGUUGACGACGGGAAGGGGAGCGAGGAUGAAUCGGAUGCCGCUGAUUUGUUGGAGAAGGAGAUAUGGGACCGGUUUCACGGUGCCGGAUUUUGGAGGAGUGCUUCUCGGAUAGAUUCGUGA
Pyrus x bretschneideri (Chinese white pear) is the source of this 453-nucleotide messenger RNA. RefSeq lists its product as uncharacterized. The transcript has a single exon. The record is from RefSeq and is a predicted model, not a curated record. NCBI's taxonomy places the organism in Eukaryota, Viridiplantae, Streptophyta, Magnoliopsida, Rosales, Rosaceae. Bases 1 to 453 code for a protein of 150 amino acids.